GUGGUGGAACAAGUGGUGCUCCUCUGCUACGAGAUGAUCAGCAGAUAAGAAAAAGUGGUGCUGUGCAAGAUGACCAGCAGAUAGGUGGUGGAAAAGCAGAGGACAUUGACGUGAUGGUUCCUCGACCUCUCUCAACGGGAUGGCAACAAGAGUUUCUUCGCUGUACAUCUUCAAGUAGCUCGUGCUCGUCUAGAAGUAGUUCUCGAACAAAUUCCAAAAAUCACGACUCACCACAUACUCCUACCAUCAAAAAACAUGUUGUAACUCCUGCGAGUCGUGUAGGUACAAGGUUUUCACGCCGCUAUAUUUCCUUGCCGAAGUGGCCCUUGCAGCUCUCGUUGGCAGGAAGUAGAAACAGACGUAAGGCACGAACACGAGUAAGACCCACUAUACUUCAAGAUAAUCAACCUGCGGAUGCUCCUGCUGCAGCAGAAGCAGAGCAGAUGAACAGGAAGAACGACCACAACAUGCACGAAGAGGAGAUUAAGAACGAUAACACGCAAGAGGGCCAAGUGAGUGCUCAUUAUUUGACCAUGAAUGCGUAUGGUAAUCGGCAUAACGUGGCGUCAAGACGUGACACACUACAAGAAGAUGCAAAAUAUGCUGUAAGGAUGAUGAACUUGAAGAACGUAACCAAGAAUCACCAAGAAGAGGACGACACAUCUUCAGGAGGCGAAGCUACGAUGACGAUGGAAAAGACUUCUGAGGCCCAGCACGAACAGGACCACGAGGAGAGUAGUUGCCAAGGCAUAUUUCCACUGAGUGUCUUAUUGGCGAAUAUCGUUUAUUUACCUGGAGGCGGAAAGUCGCCUGAUGCGUGUACUUUUGAUGUUUGCCAGGAAUUAUAUCAAGACGUGGAAAAAAGGGAGCAUGCUCAAGAACAUGCUGUAACCCCAACAAGCUCCUCCACCAGCACGACUAGUAGUUGUUGUACGACUUCUGGUGGUCGUGCGGUUCUUCAUCGUAAAAAUGUUGAUCGCAAAAAAUACUACCUUCUGAAUGCCUUAGCUAUUGGACAUCUUGCCGCAACAUGCUCGGAAGCGAGCGAAACGUUGAC
Molecule: messenger RNA, 1057 nt
Organism: Amoebophrya sp. A25
Lineage: Eukaryota; Dinophyceae; Syndiniales; Amoebophryaceae
Source: the annotation of a GenBank genome assembly